AUGUUGCGUCCUUUUAGGAAUAAAAACUUACAUUUCGGUUUUAUUUUGUUAUUCGCUUAUUUUGGGUAUGUUACAGCAAACCAUUGUAACUUUAACGUUAAAUUGAAGCAAGUUCUCAAAAAUCAAGGGUUCCACAGGAACAUAUCCUAUGGCAUUGUGUUCAACACUGAUGAUGACAACUGCUGGCUGUACAAGGACUGUGUGGUCGGACUGGACCAGACAUUGCCGCAUGGAGUCUAUGCCAACCCUGAUGAGCUCAGCACUCUAAGACGGCUAAAGAAGUUGAAUGCCGUCCCAAAGACCCGUAUAAACACUGAGAUGCCAGCAGAACACUCUUAUCCCACCACCACAUACAUUACGGAAAGGAUCAAGGACUGCAAGGUGCAUGUGUGGCUGCCGGUACAUGCUCGGUACCAUUUAGCCACGCCUGGUGGGGGUAUGGCCCGCAACACGAUAGGUCCGCCCAAACUGUACCUGCGCUGCCCCGACCAGCGCCUCGACAUGUGUAACAAGGCCGCCACUCCCGUCACCUUCCUCUGUAACGGCAGCUCCAAGGAGAAAUGCAGUUGGAAGGAACUGCCCUACACCUUGUUAACAGACACCCUAGUAUGGAAUAUACCAAUUGGCAACAUGGAGCACUACCACGCGAUCUCAGUGGGCACCGCGCUCGUCAUAGCCAUCGGCUCGCUCUACCUCAUCAAGGCGAUACACGAACACAAACUCGUCACCAUGCCCUUCAACCCAUACACUUCUUUACACAAUUAG
Messenger RNA from Spodoptera littoralis (African cotton leafworm), 765 nucleotides. The record is from the annotation of a GenBank genome assembly. NCBI's taxonomy places the organism in Eukaryota, Metazoa, Arthropoda, Insecta, Lepidoptera, Noctuidae.